Messenger RNA from Debaryomyces tyrocola, 1362 nucleotides. NCBI's taxonomy places the organism in Eukaryota, Fungi, Ascomycota, Pichiomycetes, Serinales, Debaryomycetaceae. The record is from the annotation of a GenBank genome assembly.
AUGAUGACCGGUGAAUGGAAGCCGCAAACAAAUUAUAAGCUAGACUUCUACACUCCUCGCUUAGCGGAAAAGAUUAUGUACAGAUACAGAAACCCUAUUUCUUCUUUGAAUGAAUGGUUAGAUGCCGAGGGAACUGCUCCAACUUACUACUUACCUAAAUCAAGGGUAAUCUGGAGUGCUUUGCGUAAGUAUGUUACUCACAACAACCUUUACAACCAAUUCUAUACCGCAACUAAUAUAGUUGCUCAAGUUAUGUUAACCGUAUAUCCUGAUACUGCCGAAGGUAUGACCUGGUUAACACAUGUACCCGAAGUUCAUUUACCGAAGUUUGGGUCUGUGCGUGGUAGAUAUCCAUUCUUGAACUCAGGCGAAGCCGCUUUCAUCCAAGCGAAAGCAUUAGAAGACUGGGCUGCGUUAAUCGCCAAACCUGAACUAUUAUUCACUUACGGUAUGAUGUUAGCAUCGACUUUAAAUAUUGGAUUAGCUGUUAGAGAUGCAAAGGCAUCGCUUUUGAUUGGAGAAGAUAAAUCGAGUUUUGAUGAUACAUUAUUCUUAACCCCAGAAACGUUUUUUGCGUCGGCUGUUUCAUUAGCAACUGGCUUGGAUGCCCCAUUGAAUGGUAUGGGUGACGUAUACGUCUUUUAUCCAGAACUUGUCAAUAUAAAUGAGACAUGGGAGGUUCCAGCUGUUAUUCUUGAAUCUAACGGUUAUUUGAUAAAAGAUAGUCAUAUCUUAUCCACUGGGGUUCCUUUCGUGGGCUCGCCAUAUUUGGUAUAUCCGUUGGCCGUAUUUGACGAAGCAAAUCCUUAUUCUGGUAACUUUGUCUUGCCGGAGCCAUUAAGGCGUACACGUAAGGGAGCCAUUUACAGCUUUAUUGAUGCCUGGAAAAUGGGAUGGGCAGCCAGAAUUGCAGGCUAUGACUUGUCUAUCAAUAUUUUUAGUUCUACUGUGCAUUAUACCAAAUACUUUAGUCCUAAUAACAAUUCUUGGUCCCAUGUUUUAACAAAUGGUAUCGAUGACAAAGUUGAAGGCGUCUUGAUUAAAGAUAUGACCAGAAGAGCAAGACACUUUGUUGACCUUCCAAAUUUCUUCGUUCCUGGUAAUCAUCCCGUAACUGAAGUCAAAGUUAACGUCCUUGGUACAUAUGUAUUAGAUGCAGUGGGUAACAAACACAGGGCAGCUGGAACUGCUAACGAAUGGGUUACUCCAUCUUCACUUGGCCUUCAACUUGUUUCCAAGGGAGACGUACGUAGAUUCUGGGGCGAUAUCAAACGUCAUAAAUCAGGCUUAGCGAUGGAAGGCUUAACAAUGCCUGUGAUUGUCCCUGCAAUCGAAGGCAAUGAAGGAGUGGAGGUAAUGUGA